UCACUGAUAGUGUUAUCUAACUUAUCCUCCGAAUUACUAUAAAUACUGUUUCCUUCACGAGGAAGUUACACUCACAGUGAACUCCAAGCUGCUAGCUGUUGUAUUUUGAGAACCAAAGUUUUCUAUACUUAACUACAAAGAUGAAGAGCCUACUAUUAGUGAUGCUGCUGGCCGCUGCAGCCGCCGCGUCAUACGUGCACACUGACACGGCGGAGGCGCCGGAGAUGACGGUCACGUACGAGGAGGUGGACGGCAGCACGGUGACUGAUGAGCCGGUCACUGCGGUCGCCUUGCGCAACAACAUCAGCGUCGGCACCAUCGGGAACAGCAGGCUGCUGGCCAGGAGCGCUCACAUCCGAGGCGCAGUCGCCGGCGGCAGGUGGGUACAAGACAUCACGUACCGCACCAACUCCGCCGUCCGGAUAACCGCGAUCCGGGUGAGACACGUGGGCACCCUGCAGGGCGCCACCUCGCGCAUCACAUCCGGAGGAGUGGGGAGCACCUUCGUCACCAUAAGGCUGCAGUCCGCUGUCGGCCGCGGAUACCACUACACCAUCGAAAUUUAUGGACGCUAAACUGAUGCUAUAAGAGCUUGACUUAUUUUAAGAAUAAUGGUGCUAUUAAUUUUAAGAAUUGUAACGUUUAUAAAUAAAUUAAAGAUUUAGAUGAA
This is a messenger RNA of Helicoverpa zea (corn earworm), 670 nucleotides long. RefSeq lists its product as uncharacterized. The transcript has 3 exons. NCBI's taxonomy places the organism in Eukaryota, Metazoa, Arthropoda, Insecta, Lepidoptera, Noctuidae. The record is from RefSeq and is a predicted model, not a curated record. Bases 141 to 575 code for a protein of 144 amino acids.